AUGAUGAUGACACCCCCUGAUUUCUUACUACGAGUAGCACCACUUAAAUUGCAUGUACGCAAUGCUACACAAACGAAUGGAGAACCAGCUGUAUACGAGUUAUUUUGUCACCUUAAUAAGACAGGAGAGAAGCAGGAUGAACCACAGCAUGUGGUUCAAUGGAGUCUCUGGAAAACAUACGAAGAGUUUCAAGCUUUUGAUAAUCAAAUGCGAGCAGCUCGUCAAUCGCUUUUUGCCAAGAUGAUGGUCACUGUCGCCUUUGCGCCGAAUCAUCGUGUGCGUGCAUUCUUUCAUCAGGAUCAUACAUCGAGUUUUCUAGAGAAACGACGUGCGGAAUUGGACUUUUAUAUGCAACGCGUGAUGUUGUUUCCAGACGUUAUGGAAUUCUCCAAGAGAGGAGGAUGUAAAGUACUAGCAGACUUUAUUGGUGCUGAAAAAUACAUUGACUGCAGUGGACUGUUGGAUCCGACGAUACCAAGCAGUAUGAGCAUGGCGGGAAUUUUUGCAUCCUCGAUUGGAACACUACGUGAUUCGUCUGACUCAGAUUAUCGCGUGUCCGGUGCAAGUGUGUCUGAUGCAAAAGACAAACUGAGUUUGAAACGUAAUACGUACCGACUGGAGAUUGAAAAGGAACUUGCUCUCCGGUCUGACACUCAUGAGCUCAAACGGUUUAAGAAGCGUGCACGCGCCUUUCGGAAAGAGAAUGAUCCGGUAGCAGCUGCUAUUCCUUUCAUAGAGUUUUUGCACAAGGAAUUUGAGCCUGACUUUGCAAGCUGGAUUUUGCAGCGCUUUGUGCGCUCAUUGAAGAGCGCGGAAAAGCGUCAAGCAUUAUGUGCUGCGAGUGGUGUUUCCAUUGCUUCUGUUGACACUGAUGACGCGGAGGAGAGCAAGACGCAGCACCGGGAAGAAGAGGCUGACUCCGAUAAAUGUGCAGAACAGAAACUGAAAGGGUUUACAAGCAGUGAAAGAAGUUUAGGCAGUCGGGUAUGCGAUCCUGUCGCCAAUGGACGGCUGUCUCGGAAGAAAGCCAAUCGUCAUAUAUUAGAACGAGUGAGCACGCUUUCGGGCGACAACAUGCACACGGUGGACGAGUUUAAGCAAGCGGCCAAGGCUCUUGGAAACCAAGAGAUGAGCAGUCAGGCUUUUGUAAAUUUUCUGCGCGCUACAUUCGGCAAAGGGGGGGCGGAUGAGCUCCUUCUCCUCGUCGUUGAGGUAGUUCCACAACCUCAGGUGCAGCAAGAGCUACGCGUUGCCUUGGCACAGUAA
Molecule: messenger RNA, 1266 nt
Organism: Peronospora belbahrii
Lineage: Eukaryota; Oomycota; Peronosporomycetes; Peronosporales; Peronosporaceae
Source: the annotation of a GenBank genome assembly